AUGGCUACAUUCCUCAAAUUGCUUCGUUUCUAUUCGAAAACUCGAAAUGCAUUAAAAAUAAAUAAUGAAACGAAAGUAAUAAUUCAGGGAUUUACCGGAAAACAAGGAACUUUCCAUGGUCAGCAGAUGAUUGAAUACAAUACGAAUGUCGUUGGAGGUGUUUCACCUGCGAAAGCUGGAUCAAUGCAUCUUGGGCGACCAGUUUUUGGAACCGUUAAAGAAGCUCGAAAAGCAACCGGUGCAACGGCAUCAGUGAUAUAUGUUCCCGCAAAGUUUUGUGCGGAUGCAAUUGAGGAAGCCAUCGAUGCAGAAAUUCCACUUGUAGUUUGUAUAACUGAAGGUAUACCACAGCAUGAUAUGGUUAGAGUAAGGAACAGACUAACGAAGCAAGAUAAAACGAGACUUCUUGGACCGAAUUGUCCCGGUAUUAUCGCGCCUAGUGAAUGUAAAAUUGGUAUUAUGCCUGGGCAUAUUCAUCAGAAAGGCGUGAUUGGUAUUGUUUCAAGAUCGGGCACUCUUACUUAUGAAGCAGUUCAUCAGACAUCUGUUGUUGGUUUAGGACAAACAUUAUGUAUAGGAAUUGGAGGCGAUCCGUUUAAUGGCACAAAUUUCAUCGAUUGUUUAGAUAUUUUUUUCAAUGAUCCUGAUUGUAAAGGUAUUAUUUUAAUCGGUGAAAUUGGUGGUCAAGCGGAAGAAAAGGCUGCAGAAUAUAUCGCAGAACGAAAUACUGGACCAAAGAUGAAACCAGUUGUUUCAUUUAUCGCUGGUUUAACAGCUCCUCCUGGUCGUCGAAUGGGUCAUGCAGGUGCAAUUAUUGCUGGUGGAAAGGGUACUGCAUCUGAUAAAAUCGAAGCGCUGAAGAAAGCAGGCGUUUGGGUGACUCUUUCUCCAGCUCAGAUAGGAUCUACUAUGGCAAAGGCUUUGAUCGAAAAACUUUAA
This is a messenger RNA of Dracunculus medinensis (Guinea worm), 939 nucleotides long. Lineage: Eukaryota; Metazoa; Nematoda; Chromadorea; Rhabditida; Dracunculidae. The record is from the annotation of a GenBank genome assembly.